AUGAUGUCGAUUCCGUGUAUACUAACUUUCGUUCUGAUAGCAGUUUCUUCGACGGGGUAUACACACGAAAUUCCGGAGUGCCCUGAGAGAAAACGCGCUUUAAGUGAAAACCUAAGAGACCAGUUAUUCUCGGGACUCCUGGCUCAAAAACUCAACUUGAAGUACGACUGUGGUUUGGAAUUGAAAGCCGCACGUGUUUUGGAGCGAAAACGUCCUGAAGGAAAAGCUAUGGAAACUCUGUCUAAAAAGAACUCCCGCUUAUUUUUCGAAAUAGAAGAGGAGCCCGAUAUUAGUGUAGCAGUCAUGACUAAAGCAGCUUUAAAUACAUGGAAAAAUUACACUUCUCUAUUGAGUUCUCGAGAACGCGUCGGCUGUAACUACGUUUUCGAGAAUAGCAAGCACAAGUACAUGUGCCUUUUUGAGUGA
Molecule: messenger RNA, 426 nt
Organism: Necator americanus (New World hookworm)
Lineage: Eukaryota; Metazoa; Nematoda; Chromadorea; Rhabditida; Ancylostomatidae
Exons: 5
Coding region: 1-426 (141 amino acids)
Source: RefSeq, a predicted model, not a curated record